UUCAGUCGACAUUGAAGAAUAGACUUGAUCAUUUAAAAAAUUUCCGCUAUAGAUUUCACCUGCGCGUUGUAACAUUCACGAUGAAGAAAAUUUUAAUACUGUUAGUAUAUUUUGUGUGCAUAUGCUGUUUAGUUCGUGCCCAAUCGGGGCAGCUCAAAUGUGAGAAAGAGGGUUUCGCAAUAGUUCAGUCCACGAAUUGUGGUUCAUAUUACUACUGCUUCAAAAGUGCUAACAAUGAAUUUUACCCAAUCGAAUUCAAAUGCCCCUCAGAUGAAGAGUUUUCUUUGCUUAUACUCAAGUGCAUACCGAAAGAAGAGAAUGAGUGUGGAAAGCUUCCAGAAACACCUGUUGGACCUGAAGAUCCUACAUUUUCGGAAGAAUUUGUGUGCCCAUCACAAGGACGUUUCCCAGACGUGGAAUCACUUGAUUGUAAAUCCUACUAUAGCUGCACUGCGGAUCUGAUCCCCACGCCAAACAAAUGCCCAUCAGUAUCCAUUUUCUCAUGGACUCUUAUGAAGUGUGUGAUGCCGGAAACAUUCACUUGUCCAAAUGAGAUCGUAACGACAACAGAAGUAAUGACAACUGAAGCAGCGACAACUGAAACAGUGACGACUGAAAUGGCGACAACUACAAGCAAUCCGGAAAGCUUCGUGUGUGUUGCCGAGGGCCGUUUUCCUGAUCCACAAACCGUUGAUUGCAAAAGUUACUAUCUUUGUGCGAAAACACCCAGUGGUAGUGUUGCGGCAACGCUUAAUCAAUGCCCUUCAACGGCUCUUUUUUCGCCCAUAUCUAGUAAGUGUGUUACGUCAGAAAACUACGUGUGUCCUCAAACCGUAUCGCCAACAAGUACCAUGGAACCAUCUACGACUGAGGCAAUCACGACUGAUUUGUCUACUCAUGAGCCAACAGCUGUUGAAACAACGGAGAUUGUUGAUUCGACCACAUCAUCUUUUGUAACAGACGAAAUGGAGCAACCGAGCACUAUUACUAUCGAUACAACUAUCGAAACCGAGCAACCUAGUGAAGAAAUAACACACUCAGUUUCCGUAACAGAAACUGAAGAGCGAUCUACAACAGCAUAUGUUACUACCACUGAGACAACGACUGAGGUUGUCGUAACGACCGAGGAACCUUCUGUUGAGGAAACAACUCUUUCUUCAACGAUUUCGGCAGAAACAACUAGCACUGCGGACAUAACCAGUAGCGAAGAAACAACCCAUUCAGUUUCCGUAACCGAUACUGAACAAGAGCAAUCCACAACAGCAAACACCAUGAGCACUGAGGCAACGACUAAAAUUAUUGUGACUACCGAAGAACCUGUAGUUGAGGAAACAACUUCUACGGAAUCUAAUGUAGAAGAGUCCACUACUGAUGGGAUCACUACGAAAGAUCCAUCUGUAGAAUCUUUUACUUGCACUGCACGUGGACGUUUUCCGAAUCCGGCCGCGAGCGACUGUAAUAGUUACUAUCUAUGUGCGGAAAAUGCAGAAGGAAUCCUUGAGGCAACUCUCAAUAAAUGUCCUUCAGUAACUGUAUUUGAUCCCUUAAAGGGAAAAUGUGUACAUUCAAAUGAGUACCAGUGUAUACAGGGUGAAGGUACAACUACGCAUGCUACAGGGGAGCCCGGCACAAAUGAAGUGACCACACAGGAACCUCCAACUUCUGAACCAUUUGCAUGCCCGAGCGCUGGCCGCUUUCCUGAUCCCACUUCAACGGAUUGCAAACGAUACUACCUCUGCACCGGAACCGCUGAAGGAACCUACGAAGCAGUGUUAACCCAAUGUCCGACAACCACCCUUUUCUCUGUGGAGAAUAAACGAUGUGUUUUAUCUAGCCAGUAUCAAUGUCCUAUCAAUAUACCUAGUACAGAACCAAUUGACCUCACGACAACGGAGGCAGCUAUUUCUACAACCGUACCAUCAACAACUACGGAAAAAUUUGUUUGUAGAGGCGUUGGACGCCAUCCCGACACGAGUCAAACUGACUGCAGCAAGUACAAAUACUGUCUACUAACAGCGACGAAUGAGUUCCUGGAAUACACCUUCUACUGCCCUGCAGGCACUUAUUUUGAUCCAACAGACCUCCGAUGCUCGAUGAGCUAUAGCUGUCCACCUAAAGUAAUCACAAUUUUAGCAGAACCCACAACACCAAAGCCAUUCACUUGUGCUACCGGUGGACGCUUCUCUGAUUCAUCAUCCGCAGGUUGCGAAGCUUAUGUAAUGUGCUUGGUUACGGCUACGGGUGAUAUUCUGCAAUACAACUUCAAAUGCCCAUCCGGAUCCAGGUUCGAUCCAAAACAAGCCAAAUGCGUAACCAACUAUAAAUGCUUUUAGUAGGUAAAUGAAUAGCAAACAAUCAGUAUUAGGGAAAUUCCGAAUCAUGAAUCGAAUAUGCAUUUGAUGUGCGAUGAUGAAAUAGUAGAUCGAAUAUAAUAACUUCUUAUUUUAA
Molecule: messenger RNA, 2448 nt
Organism: Aedes aegypti (yellow fever mosquito)
Lineage: Eukaryota; Metazoa; Arthropoda; Insecta; Diptera; Culicidae
Product: location of vulva defective 1
Exons: 1
Coding region: 81-2333 (750 amino acids)
Cellular component (GO): extracellular region
Molecular function (GO): chitin binding
Source: RefSeq, a predicted model, not a curated record